Molecule: messenger RNA, 589 nt
Organism: Balaenoptera musculus (blue whale)
Lineage: Eukaryota; Metazoa; Chordata; Mammalia; Artiodactyla; Balaenopteridae
Gene: WFDC5
Product: WAP four-disulfide core domain 5
Exons: 4
Coding region: 33-398 (121 amino acids)
Cellular component (GO): extracellular region
Molecular function (GO): peptidase inhibitor activity
Source: RefSeq, a predicted model, not a curated record
GUUCCACCUCAUUAGGUGUUGGCAACAGAAACAUGAGGGCCCACAGCCUCUUUCUCCUGGUGGCCCUCCUGGCUUUGGGGAGCCAGCUGCCUGCUACCUUGGGCAGGAGGAAGGGAGAGAAAUCUGGGGGCUGCCCACCAGACGAUGGGCCCUGCAUCCUAUCGGUGCCUGAUCAGUGUGUGGAUGACAGCCAUUGUCCCUCGAGGAUGAAGUGCCGCCACAAAGCAUGCUUCCGCCAGUGUGUCCGUAAGGUUUUCGUUAAGAUGGGCAGCUGCCCCGAGGACCGACUGCGCUGCCUCAGCCCCGUGCAGCACCUGUGCUCCAAAGACUGGGACUGCCCAGGCCACAAACGGUGCUGCCUCAGUGCCUGCGGCCGGGACUGCAGAAACCCUCUCUGAGGCUAAUUCUGAUUUAGGAUCCAUAGCUCUGAACCUCAGGAUGGGAUUCCCUGCAGGAAGAUAUGAUGAUGGGGGGCCUGGAACCCAGCCACCAGAUAACACUCUCUGCCAGCGGCAAUUCUAACCUUCUGAUAAACACUGUUCUAGAAGAAUUUUCCAAACAUCAAUCUAUUCACAUACCCUUUUCACAA